Messenger RNA from Didymodactylos carnosus, 2124 nucleotides. NCBI's taxonomy places the organism in Eukaryota, Metazoa, Rotifera, Eurotatoria, Philodinida, Philodinidae. The record is from the annotation of a GenBank genome assembly.
CAUAAAUGUGUCUAACUGCAAUUAUUGUAUGAUCAUAAUAGCUAGAAUAAAUUUGAAAAAAGAUUUGAAUAGCUGAAAGAAUUUCCGAUCUCAGGUGGCGUAUACAAAGGCUCUAUCAAAACUCCUGAAAUCAGGGUCUCUGAAAAACUAAAAUCUCAGAAAACCAAGUUCCAGAGUUCAAUCCAGAAAUUCUUUGCAAAUAAGUCUGUCGUAUAGAGCAAACAUUUUCUGAAGAAAAUGAGAUGUCUCCGAGCUGUUUAUGGCAUUUUCUCAUGAAGCAGCAUUCAAUUUACGGAAAGCUCCAUAGCAGCAAAACUAACGGAAAAACAAGAAGAUACGCCCUUAGGGCCUUUUGUAAAUUGAUUCUUGCUCCAGGAGAAAAUGUCGUAAACAGCUCGGAGACGUCUCAAUUUCUUUAGAAAGGUUUGCUCUACACGAUGGACUUAUUUGCAAAGAAUUUCUGGAUUGAACUCUGGGACUUGGUUUUCUGAGAUUUGAGUUUUCUAGAGACCCUGAUUUCAGGAGUUUUGAUAGAGCCUUUGUAUACACCACCUGAGAUCGGAAAUUCUUUCAGCUAUUCAAAUCUUUUUUCAAAUUUAUUCUGGCUAUUAUUAUCAUGCAAUAAUUGCAACUAGACGUAUUUAUGUGUCGCCGGGAGCCAAAGGGUUAAGAAUGAAAAUAAUUCUCUCUCAUUUCUCUUUCGCUGUUCUUCAUAUUUCGUACUCUCUGUUCUAUUAUUCUCUCUAAUUAUUUCUUUUAAAGUAGCUAAAAUAGAAAAUCAGCGUGAAAGUGAUGCGGUGGAAAUCCACUGACUGAAUCGAUCGAGAACAAUUACUCUCUAGUUUUCUUUUUUUCUCCUAUAGCGAUUACCUUCCCAGUAGUUAAUAGCGUUAGUAGGCUCUCAUUUUCGAAGAACAAGCAAAAGAAAAAAAGUGAUGCCGGACAACAAAUACUGGGAAAUUUUCUAAGCCUAAAACACAUUUUUCUUCCACUUACUGGACCGCGCAACGGUCAAUCUACAGUGCCCAAAGGACGUCAUCCCGUUUUCAGGAUGUUUCUACGUCUCAUAGUUCUCUAUAUCAUAUUGCUCACAUUUUGCAAAAAAAGUGACUAAACAAAAAAAAAAAAGAUAAAAUCCCUGCAAAAACACAUACUGUCUUUCAACAUAAUAAUCAAUAAACCUAAAGAACAACAACAAUAAAUAGAUAGAGAAAAUGCAUCGAGUAAUUUAUUACAAGUGUGAGAGUGUUAUUGAUUUUUCUUGGAUGUUAGCGAUUGAUUCAUGGUGUACUUUGCAAAUAUCUCAUAAAAACCAUUAUAUAAUACGUCUUCAUAAGAAAUUUUCUGUUCCUAUAAACAAAUGUGAUAAAUCUUAUGUAUCAACUACCACCUAAACAAUUCUAUCGUUUAUUAUAGAAAAUAUCAUCCUGGUCUAAUCGUGCAUGUGCAGCAUUCGAACGCGUUGUUCUAUUACGAAAUUCACAAGAUAAAUUACUUUAUGUAUUAUGCGACAGCAAGCAACUUGUCAUUCAAAUUGUUAUCUUUUAUAAUUAUUACAAUCAUUAUUAUCGAUUAUAUCAAGCACCAAAUAAAUAUCAUUUACCUUACAAAUCCUAUUUUGAUCAGUAUAAUGCCAUUUAUGAUUUCUUCAAUUUAUCAAGGAUCAUUUUUGACGAUACAAUCGUUUUUAUACCACAUCGACGGAUGGAUUUAGUUCAUUUUUUAACUCAAAUAAAUUCUUCUCGUCUGAUUGAUUGUAAUCGAACAUCUACACGUUUAUUUAAUAAACAAUAUCCAAACAGUACCAUAAUAACAAUGGAACAAAUCAGAACAUAUCAAGAAAUUAUUGUUAAACUAAAAAUAUUAUUCAAACAUUUUCAUAUUCCAUUUUUCAUUUAUAGUGGUACUCUACUUGGCUGGUAUCGUCAAUGUUCAUUUAUUCCGUAUACAACUGAUAUUGAUUUUGCUACCUUUUCUCAAUUUGCAUCUAAUGAAACAACUGAACGAUUGGGUAAUAAAAGUUUAGAACUCGAUUUACCUCUCGUACAUAUUUUUGGAUUAUCAGAAUAUGCUUUUGAAUACCGUUUUUCGACGACAUUGUCCAUUGAUUUAUUUUUCUUGUAG